Messenger RNA from Diversispora eburnea, 1962 nucleotides. The record is from the annotation of a GenBank genome assembly. NCBI's taxonomy places the organism in Eukaryota, Fungi, Glomeromycota, Glomeromycetes, Diversisporales, Diversisporaceae.
AUGAAUGAUAUGAACGCACGUGAAAAGUCCAAACCAAAUUUAGGAUCGAUCUGGUCACGAAUAAUCGUAAAAAAUCUUCCUAAUUUCUUAUCCGACACAAAAUUUCGUGAACAUUUUUCUAAGAAAGGACAAGUUACCGAUGCUAAAAUAAUAAAAACAACAGAUGGUAAAUCUCGUUGCUUCGGGUUCAUUGGAUUUCGUACAGAACAAGAAGCCAACGAGGCGAUAACAUAUUUUAAUAAUACUUUCAUAUAUACUUCACGGAUAGCUGUAGAACAUGCUAAACCAGUUAAUGAUUUAUUAUUACCUCGUCCGUGGAGCGCUCACAGCGUUGGAUCUUCGAGUUAUCAAAAGCGUCACGCACAAAAUUCACAAAAACCUUCCCAAUUAAAAUCCGAUGAGGAAGAUAAUGUAAUGACAAAGAAGAAAUCUAAGAAAUCUAAAUCACAAGAAAAGUUAGAGAAAUCAAAUUUAUCCGAUAAUGUGAAAGUGGAUAAUAAUAAUCAGGAUGACAAGUUACAUGAAUUCUUGGAAGUUAUGCAACCUAGAUCCAAAUCAAAAACGUGGGCAAAUGAUGAUUUGACAAUUUUAGAUAAAAAGAGAAGUACUGUCAAGAUUCAAAAAGAUGAUUCAGACGACAAUCUUUACCAGGAUUUACCAAAAAAGAAAAAAAAUGAUGGUAGUGGUCAUAAUAAAAAAAGUGAGAAAAAAGAAAUGAAUGAUACUAAUGAUAUGGAUUGGUUCAAGUCAAAAAUGAGAAGAAAAAUUGAUAAGAUUAACGAUAUUAAUAGUAACAAUGGAAUAACUAGAAAUGAAGACUUUGAAAACAAUAAAGAUAAUGAAAACAAUGAAAACAGUGAAAACAGUGAAAUAAAGCAAAAUACGGAUAUUCAUGAAACACAUAAUAAUAAUGAUAAUGAUGUACCUUCAGCAGAUUCAAUUGGAGAGACUGGCCGUUUAUUCGUUCGAAAUUUACCUUAUAUAUGUACAGAGGAUGAUUUACGUAAACAAUUUAAUAAAUUUGGUCCACUCGCUGAGGUUCACCUUCCAAUUGACAAAGAAACCAAAAAACAAAAGGGAUUCGCAUAUAUUCUUUAUCAUAUUCCUGAACACGCUGUAAAAGCGUAUAUAGAAUUAGAUAAAUCAAUUGCCCAUCGUUUAAAUAUUAAAAAAUCCGACAUUUUAAAUCCAGAAUCUGAUAAUAUGGCUGCUCGACUUGCCCUCGCAGAAACGCACAUCAUUCAAGAAACCAAAUCCUUUUUUGAACUUAAAAAAAGUGAAACAGUUAUAUUAGUGAAAAAUAUUUCAUUUGAUGCCACAAAAGAAGAGUUGGAACAAAUAUUUGGAUGGUAUGGAGAAAUUAAUCAAGUAAAAGAAUUAAGAAAUGUAUUUAAAAGUACACCUGGUAUAAAAUCAGCAAAAAUAAAAAUGAAAAAUGAUCCCAAGAAUCCUGGUAAAAAGUUAAGCAUGGGAUUUGGAUUUGUUGAGUAUGAUAAUUUGAAAAAUGCGAAGAAUUCUUUAAAGGCUAUGCAGGGAUAUGUAUUGGAUGGUCAUGCCUUACAAUUAAAAUUUUCAAAUCGUGGGUUGGAUGUUGUACAAAGAAAACGAAAGGAAGAUGAAGCAGCUAAAAAGAAACAAGAAUCAACUAAGAUUAUUGUUAAAAAUAUAGCUUUUGAGACGACGAAAAAAGAAUUAAGAGAAUUAUUUGGUGCAUAUGGUCAAAUUAAAUCUCUUCGAUUACCAAAAAAAUUUGAUUCCACAUCUCGUGGUUUUGGAUUUAUAGAAUUUCUUACAAAACGAGAUGCUCGAAAUGUAAUGGAGAAAUUAAGUGAUACACAUUUAUUAGGUAGACAUUUAAUUCUUGAAUAUGCCGAAAAUGAUGAUAAAAAUGUUGAAGAAUUAAGAGAGAAAAUUGAACGAGAGGGGAUGGAAGGAUGGGAAAGAGAAGAAAGAUUAAUAUAG